Molecule: messenger RNA, 2270 nt
Organism: Acaromyces ingoldii
Lineage: Eukaryota; Fungi; Basidiomycota; Exobasidiomycetes; Exobasidiales; Cryptobasidiaceae
Product: acetyl-CoA synthetase-like protein
Exons: 9
Coding region: 168-2015 (615 amino acids)
Biological process (GO): secondary metabolic process
Molecular function (GO): CoA-ligase activity
Source: RefSeq, a predicted model, not a curated record
GGGGUAAUGAUGGAUGGCUAGUGCAUGGCCUCGAUUUCCGGUGGCCCCGCAAUUUGUGGAGGGGCCACGCGGGCGGCGCCGCGGCACCCUCCCGACUCUCCCACUUCGUGCUUGCUCGCUUCCCAUCAUCAUACAACGCACUCGCAUCAAGAAGAAGGACGAGAACGAUGUCAUUGAAACAGCAGCAGGUGCAGCAAGAUGGGAUCUACAGAUCUGCGGCAAAGUCCGUGGGGUCCUUCCCUGAAGACAUCGAUCUGUACAGCUUCAUGUUUGAAGACUUUCGUCCCUCGCGGCCCGACGUCCGCGGCACAGGUAUAAAGCUCUUUGUUGACGACGACACGGGCGAAGGCCUGACGUUCGAGGAGACAAAAGAGCGCACCGACUUUCUCUCCAUUGGUCUUUCGGAAGUGACGGGCGUGGCCAAGGACACUGUCGUUGCCGUUUUUUCUGCCAACACCCUCGACUAUGGCGUCAUGAUCUGGGCCACGCACCGGCUCGGAGGCAUCGUGUCAUGCGCCAACCCGGCGUUCCAGCCUAGCGAACUGUCCUACCAGCUGGAAGCAAGCAAGGCCACCGUUGUUUUUGUCAACGAGGGCGCUAAGCAGCAGGGUUACGACGCCGCUGAAAAGGCCAAGAUUCCCAGGAGCAGGGUCGUUGUCGUCCAGGACCCGGUUCAGAUCCGCAAGCAUGCGAAGGACAAUGGGGGGAAAAUCCAGAGAAAAAUCGACGGCGAUGCGUGGACACUCUCUGGCCUCGUCGAGCACGGCAAGGAGGCUGUCGCAAAGAAAGGUCGACAAACGACUCUCGACAAGACGCGGGCAAAGAUGUCACCGGGCGAGGCAAAGAACAAACUCGCUUUUCUGUCAUUCAGCAGUGGCACUACUGGCUUGCCAAAAGGUGUCGCCAUUCAGCACUCUGCCCCCGUCGCCAACAUUCUCCAGUACCUCGUCUUCAACGAGCUGUCUAACAAGCUCGGCGAAAAAAAGGGCCGUUAUCGACCGGGAGUCGAUGUCGUUCUGGGGGUUCUUCCCUUCUUCCACAUCUACGGAUUGGUGCUCAUCCUUCACGCCCAAUUCUGGGCCGGAAUUCAGAACGUCGUCAUUCCCAAAUUCAAAGGCAUUGGCCCGAUGCUCGAGUCCGUCGUCAAAUAUGGCAUCUCUAUCUGGCCGUUGGUGCCGCCCCAGGUGGUGUUGUUCUGCAAGUCCGAUGAUGCCAGACCUUAUCACGAAAAAGUCAGAGGCAUCGUUCAUUUUGUCAUGGUGGGCGCUGCGCCCCUCUCCGACGAUCUCAGCCGGCAAUUCGAGAAGCUGCUACCCAACGUCGACUGGGGUCAAGGCUACGGAAUGACCGAGACUUGUACAUUAACACUGAUGCACCCUUUGCGAAUGCGGUGCGUCGAAGGUAGCGCCGGCCGACUCGUGUCCGACACGGAGGCCCGUAUCGUGUCGCCCGACGGCAAAGACUGCGGCAUUGAUGAGCCGGGCGAGCUAUGGAUCAGGGGACCCCAAAAUACCCUUGGCUAUAGCAAUAAUCAGCAGGCGACAAACGAAAUGUUUCUCGAGGGCAAUUGGGUCAGAACUGGUGAUGAAGUCAAGAUCAACAGCGACGGAGACUUUUUCGUCGUCGACAGGCUCAAGGAGCUCAUCAAGGUUAAAGGCUUCCAAGUGGCUCCCGCCGAGCUUGAGGGAUGGUUACUCAACCAUCCAGACGUAUCCGACUCUUGCGUCAUUGGAGUACCAGACGAAUCGUCGGGCGAGCGCCCGCUGGCUUACAUUUCCCUCUCCAGCGAGGCGAGGCAGAGACUCAAGGGUGCCAGCGAAACAGAGGAACAAAAGCUCAAGAGCAGCGUCAUGAAGCACGUCUCCGAUCACAAAAUUCGGUACAAGCACCUGAAAGGUGUUGAGAUCAUCGAUGCGAUCCCGAAGACGCCCAGCGGAAAGAUCUUGAGAAGGACACUACGAGAAGAAGCAAAGAAGCUGAAGUCGUCUUCUGAUGGCAAAGGCAGUAAACUUUGAGGGAACGAGGUGUUCUUCAGUUCCUUUGCUCCUUCGUUACUGACAUGUCCAAGACCAAAUCUUACGGUAGUCUAAACCGAAGCUUGUAAAAUUCACGUGGGCCUCCGCGUCCUACGCGGAUAAUCCUGAAAGCUGCACCUUCUCUUCAGUGUCUGCGAGCGAGUGUCGACGAUUAGCAACGAUUUAACAAGCAAAGUGGAUCGUAUGAUAUGUGAAUGCUCCUGAAAAUAGUAGGACGAGGAGGUCCUCUGUCAU